AUGGCCGAGAUAGCCCCAAAAAACACAGUUUCAGAAGCAUGUCACGAGGAAGAUGACCUGUCUCUGCCUCCACCUCCCCCUAUCCCACCCAGACCUCAGAACUAUGAAGAGUCCCCAGCAACAGGUGGCCCCAACCAAGCCUUCAUCCCCGUGCCGCCACCAAAGGAAACCUUCUCGACAUUCUACCAACAGCGACAGAAGAAUGAGCUGAAAAGACUCUUCAAACACAUUCACCCAGACCUGAGGGAAAACAUCAAUGAUGUAGUCGAUGAUGAGCUGGUUGCGGCGAUGCAAUCUGGAGGUGCCCAGACUGCAGCGGAUGCAGGGUACCAGGGCGAGGUCCAGUCCAUGAGGUGGAUCUUUGAGAACUGGACCCUGGACAACAUUGGGGACCACCCCCACAUGACCAAGAAGCUUCUGGAAGAUGAGACUCUUCAAGGCGGUGAUGUCAGAGGAACAUCCUCCAUGUUCGAGCACUGCAUGGUGGACGGAACCCAACAGUUUGUCCAAAGGCAGAGUUCAGUCCGAGGGGAUGUCCGGACAUCGACGUGGCUGUUUGAGACCCAGCCCAUGGAUACACUCAACAAACUCAAGCCAGAGGAGGGCGAGCUGGUCGAGGCUGUUCUCAAGGAACCGAUUCAGAUUGGAGACGUGAGAGGAGCUCGGCUGCUCUUCGAAUCCAAGCCACUGGACGCCUUAGGCCGUUGUAGCUCUGUAGAGGACCAGAGCUUCCUCAAGCUGAAGUCAGAGCUCCAGGAGCAGAAAGGAGAUGUGAGGAAGACAGUGAAGCUCUUCCAGGCCGAUCCUUGCUGCGCCCUCAGAGACGCAAGCGGCAACAUCCACAAGAUUAAGUCCAUCUGCAGAGAGGAGAUCUGUAGCAGCAACAUUAGCACGGCACGCUGGCUCUUCGAAACUAAGCCUCUGGACAUCAUCAACAAGGGGACAUCCGGGAUGCAGAUCAUCCGGGGGAUAUCGCUGGAGGAAGGGCAGAAAGGAGGGGUGGACAGGAAGAGAUGGAUGUUUGAGACUCAGCCAUUCAACACCAUCCGGGAGGAGGGCAUAGAAGACCGGUUUCAGGGGACAGUGGUCGAAGUUGUGCCUGACGCUGAUGUUGGGAACAAACUAAAGAUGUUUGAGACCCAGCCCUUGGCAGCACUGAAAGGAGACUCCACAGAAGUAACUCUGGAGAAGGAGGAGAUACUUGGAGGAGAUGUCAAAUCCUCCCUCUGGCUCUUCGAAACACAACCCAUGGAAACAUUGAAGGAACGCUAUGAAGUUGGGCAUUUGAAGAAAGUGAUCCUCUCCACUGAUGAACAAGGAGAAGUUAAAGGCAAAAAGCACAUGUUCGAGAACUACAACAUUAGAAAAGAGACCUUAGUCGGAGCAGAAAUCCCAAGUAAAGAUCAUGAGAUUGAGAAGGGUGACGUUAAAUCAUACAAGCAUCUCUUCGAAACAAUUCCCCUUUGCAAUAUCACCCAAUCUCAGGAGGAAGUGCUGAACGGAAAUACAGAAAAUGACAUCACGGCAGGAGAUGUGAAAGGAAACAGAACGCUCUUCGAGACAACACCAUUAUAUGCGAUCAAAGACUGCUCUGGGAAUUUCCACGAGGUCACAACUGUCAACAGAGAGGAGUCCAUCAAAGGAAGUGUCCAAAAUUACAAGUGGAUGUUCGAGACCAAGCCCAUUGACCAGUUUGAGGAGGGAAAGAAGAAUGUUGAGGUUAUCAAAGGAAUCACCAGGCAGGAGGAUAGGUCAGGAGAUGUCAAGAUGGCCAAGUGGCUCUUUGAGACACAGACCAUUGAUGGCAUCCAUUCCAAUUUCAACCAGUCAGAGCAGCAGCAGAAUUCAACAGAGCAACAGAAGGAGACUAGGAAAGGUGAUGUCAAGACCUGCAAGUGGCUGUUCGAGACUCAGCCUAUGGACAUUUUGUACGACAAAUCAGAAAAGAUCCCAGAUAAAGAAGAAGAGAUUGAGAAUACCAAUGUGAAGUCUGUCACUUGGCUUUUUGAAUCACAGGCUCUGGAUAGCAUUAAAGACAGUGAGGAGCAAAGUUUUAAAUUAUGCAGUACCAUUCAGGAUGGUGUCAAGGCUGAGGUUGGUGUGAAAACAGUGAAGCACCUUUUCGAGACAGAGACUUUAGAUAGGAUAAGGAAGGACACAGACACAGAGCAAGAUGUUAGAUAUGUCAGCGAGUUGCAUGUCCAGUCUGGCGAUGUUUCUAGGGUAAAGGAGAUCUUUGAGUCCAAGUCCUUAGAUGAAAUAGGUUCAGAGUCUAUAAAAGUGUGUAAUGAAGACGAAAGCAUUCAGAAAGGAUCCGUGCGUAAAUGCACCUGGCUUUUUGAGAACCGUCCCAUCAACACGAUAAACGACAAGGAGGAAAAUGGCCCAGACAUGCAUUGUGUCAAUGACAUGGAGGGUGGUGACGUCCAUAACAAGAAGUUCAUCUUCGAAACAUUCUCUCUGGACAAGAUCCAUGAUAAAGAUCAGUUUCUGGAACACAGGUCGGAAUCUGUGGAAAAGCCAGUGAGCAAUGUCGAUGUCAAGUCCAGCACCAUGCUAUUUGAAUCCCAGCCACUGUACGCCAUUAGAGACAAGGAAGGCCAGUUCCACGAGGUUACCACAGUCCAGAAGGAGGAAGUGAUGAGUGGCGAUGUGAGAGGAGCUCGGUGGAUGUUCGAGACGAAGCCCCUCGAUGCCAUCAAGGCGGAAAAGGAGAUCUACGUGAUCCGAGCUGUCACCCAGGAAGAUGUAAAAAAGGGUGAUGUCAAGUCAGCCAGGUGGAAGUUCGAGACCCAGCCUCUGGACUCCCUAACAGCUAAGGAGGAAGACGAGGAACCCACAGUCAAGGUUGUGGAAGACUUCGGAAACCGAAAUGUGAAGCUCAACAAACAGCUCUUCGAGUCUGACCAGUCAGCCAGUAAGAAGUAUGUGAGGAUGGUUAGUGUGACAGAUGUUCAGCAAGGCGAUGUCAGGACGUCCACCUGGCUCUUUGAGAACCAGCCCAUCGACAGGCUGAAGGGAGAGCCAGAGGAGCAGGGCCCUGUCCAGACGGUCCACAGAGAAGACAACCACAAAGGAGAGGUGAAACGCUGCACGUGGCUGUUUGAAUCCCAGACGCUGGACAAGAUCAAGGAUACUGAAUCCAAUAUGAAUGCAACACAGGUCGUUGAGGAGGAGAUCCCAAAAGCAGAUGUGAAGAGCACAACCUGGCUGUUUGAGACCACACCCUUAGACAAAAUUGUCACAGUUGAAAGUGUGAUUGACACGCUGUCUCGUCUACAUCAGCUUGAAUUCAUCCACUCAAGUGGAAUCUUAAUAGAGGCAAAAGAGAUCACAAACGUCAACAUGGUUAAAUACCAAUUUAUUAAAACUGAGGGAGCACAGAUUCAGAAGGAGGAGAUAGUUGAAGGGAACAUCAGAAACAUCAUGCUACAGUUAUUGUCCAGAUCGACCCUGAAGCCCCAGAUCACUCUUCUAAAAGAGGUAGAACAGGGUAAAGUUCAGACAACAGUAUUAGAAGUCGCAGUCAAUCAGCCAGCAUCUACGAACCAAGACAAAGAUCAAAGUAUACAGAAACUCAUCGAAAGCUUGCUUGUUCAAGAUAAGCUGAUGAAGAAGGGGAUCGUCAUGCAGGAAUCUGAGGGAGGACAUGUAGAGAUGACUGUUUACUCCCUUCAUUGUCAAACUAAAAUGGAUAGUCAAGACAUUACAAGGGGAGAUGUGAAGUCAACUAUAGGCAACCUGUUAGCUACUGCUAACAAUCAGAGGACAACCGCUUCAUGUAGACUAGAUGAAAAUGAAAAGGGAAAUGUCGACUUAUACAGGAGUUGCAUAGAGAAAGGAGAUCUCCAAAAACUGAAGAGUCUUCAAAUACAGCAAUCAGAAUUGGAUGAACUUGACCUCAUGACAAAGGAACAGAUUGAGAUUGUGCAAGGCGAUGUGAAGGAGGCGAAGAAAAAUCUUCAGAAACAGAAGGAUCAAGUGGAACGUACCAUUUCAGACGUCUUACCAGGGGAUGUGAAGAAUGCCAAAAGAGUCUUUUCUACAGAGGGUUCCAUUGACCUUAGUGUUGAAAACUGCAUUUCUAAAGAAGAGAUCAUCCGUGGGGAUAUCUCCUCAGCUAAGCAGCAACUUGCUUUAAAACAGACUCUCUCUAUGGAAAAGGAGGAAAUCGUGGCCGGUGACAUCAAAGCUACUCUGCAGUCUUUAGAAAGAGCAAAGCAACAGAGUAUGCACUUGGAACGCGAUAUCAUAACCCCGGGAACUAUCUAUGACAUGGAUCUAGCAACACAGGGGCCGGAAUCAGAGGGAAACCAGACACAGAAAGAGGAAAUUGUAUCGGGAGAUGUGAAGGCAGCGAAGCAGUCCCUCGAGCUGGCAAAGAACCAGAGUCUAUGUGUGGAGCGUGACAUCAUCGUGCCAGGAAAAAUAUACAAUGUCAACAUCUCAUCUCAAGAACAGAGCUCCACGACAGUGAGGCAGUCUGCGUCUUCGUCAACCUCCAGAAGCCAGCGGAUCACGACGACUUUCCGAAAGGUCAGUGACGCAGAGAGAGAUCAGGAGACAAUUGAGGCUUGCCAACAGGGCUACGUGUCAAGGAGUUCAGAUGUAAUAUAUGUUAGCGCAGCGGAUUCACCGCCAGCAGUCUCCAGCAAAGAGGCAGAAGCAGAAGUGGUGAGAGGAGAUAUAAAAGCUGCUAUUAGGUCUCUGCACAGUGCUGCAACAGAGCAGAGACCGCUAGUAGACAAACAGGAAAUUGUAAGAGGUAAUAUGCAGAUGGCGCUGCAAUAUCUUGAAAAGUCUAGUAUAAAUGUGUCCAAAGGAGACUAUAAAGCUGCCAUGCUAUACAGGAACUCAGGUAAAGCUUAUGCAGGGAGCAGAAAGAAAAGGGAUGCAGAGACUGUGAAAAAGCAGUGUGUUAUAGUAUCUAUGCCUCCAUCUGACACUGAAUUGUCUCCUUCGGUUUCAGUAACUCUUGGCGAACCGCCAGCCAGCGCAGCACAGACUUCAGCAACUGUCACUUUUACAAAUCUUGAUGAAAACCCCAAAACACCCUCCACUGAAGCCCUAAGGCCACCUCCACUUCCACCCAAAGCAAAUGAAAAAACACAAUACCAGAAGCCGGCUCUACCACCAAAACCACAACGCUCAAAACAAACACCCAGGGACGCAACAGAGAAUACCGCCCCUCCUCCAAAAACACCUAGCCCGAUUAAAGGUAACCAGCAAAACCCAGUCAUUCCCCCAAAAAUGAAACCAGGGAACCCAUCUCCCCCUCCUCUGCCUCAGAAACCUUCAUCAAAUAGACAACAAACCACAAAGGACUCACAACCCGAAUGUAUUAAUAAAGCAAAGCAAUACUCACCUCAGGCCAGUGCAACCAAUAACAUCCCAGCCGAGUACACAAAGUCAGUUCAGCUUGAGCAAAAGAGGGAACAGAAAAACAUUGGAACAACAUUGGCAGUUGAUCAUCGUUUGGCCGUGUCAAAUGGCACUGAAAAUGAGAUGGACAGAAAUGUAAUACAGAAAAUCAAUGCAGCGAAAGAGAUCCGAAUGUGCAUGCAGAGCUACACAGAAGAUGGUAAUGCACAACAGGAAAUAAACACAGACUUUCAGGUCGCAAUCCAAAACUUCAGGGGGAAGGAGAAGAAUGUUGUGGACACAGCCCCUGUGCUGCCAAAUAAGAUCAAAGUAAUUCGGGAAAAGGUCAAUCUCCAAGAACCCUACUCCCCAACUACGACAGAUAGACUUUCAAUGAGCCAACAUGACAUUGACACGCUGCCAGGAGGAGCAUCCAUAACAGUGACGAGCUGCCAAGAGGAGCAUCACCAGAGACCUGAGGACAAAGUAGUUCUGAGGAAGAAGAAAGAAAAGAAAGAGACCGAGGACCAGCGACGUCAGAGGCUGUCUGUUCACAAAGAUGACAUUAUGAGAGGGAACGUGAAGGCAGCGAUGGAGAUAUUUGAGAAUCUGAGGAAACGAGAGGAACUCAAGACGAUCCUGUCUCAAGUUCAAGAGAUAGAGGGAGAGACCAGGGAAGUGGAUGUCAGUUCAUUAAAGAGCUUAUUCGAGAAUGUACCUGCUUGGAUAGUCACGCCUUGUAAACAUACAAAGCAAAGUCACACAAAAGGGGAAAUGAAAGUUGAAAUAGAGUCAGUGAGCAAUGAUAUGGAAAGUGGAUCUUCGGUAGAGACUGUAUUCGGAGACCUAGAAAAGGCAAGCAAAGAUAUAAUGCAUUUGAAAGAGCAGACGUUAGCAAAACUUAUUGACAUAGAGGAGGCAAUCAGAAAGGCUUUGUAUUCUGUAUCCAAUUUAAAAUCCGAGGCUGAUAUCGCAGGUUUAUCAGGACUCUUUAACGAAUCUUUGCAGACCGAGCAAAGCCAUCAACCCACCAACAACAUAAGAAAAAUCAGUAUCGCAUCCACCAAGGCCACUAAGGCCAAAACAGAACCAGCUAGGGAGGCAUCUGAGGGGAAAACUAAAGGUGUAUCAGGAUCGGCAAAAAGAUCAGAGUCAGCCUCACUCUCUCCGGUACUUGACAAGCCCCAAAUCAAACAAUGGUCUACCUCCCCAUCCUCUCCAUCAUUCAUCUCCAUUCACUCUGCUGCCAGGAAGCCUGCAGAACAGCCAAAGUCACCGCAGUCACAGUUCUCAUCAUUCAAGCCUAAACCAGAGCGGUGUCCUUCCCCAAGCUCCCAUGGAGCCAAUGGUGACCUGGGUCAACGAUCUGCCUCUGAUUCCCCAAACCACUUCUACAGUCCUGCUAGUCCAAGACGAAAGGUCAGCAUACUGGAGGUGCAAACUGUCCCUGAGACUGUUCCUGCCGGAAUCAUUGGCACAAAGACUGUCAGUGAGAAAUACGAGGAGAUGGACUGCUUCGGUAACACAUUUGUCUCGUCAAAGACUUCGACGUUUGUCACGAAGCACUCUGAGAAGUUUGGAGUAGUCACCAGUCCAACCAGGUAUGAAGUCGUGACAUCCCCUAUCAUGCAAAAGUCCGGUCAUCCCUUUUCAGAAAAUGCUCAGUCCAACGCCAAAGAGGGUGGUACGGUUUUUGUAACAUUUGGUCAAUCAAAACGUGGAAAACUUUGAAAUGACACAUUUAAUGUAGCAUGGUUUGCAAAAAUAAUUUCAUUGAUGUAUUAUUGUAACCCACAUGUAUCCAGUAUGACCCAUUUAGUUAAUUAUGUCAUAUAAAUAUUUCUUCUUAGCUGCAGAUGAUGUUAUCAUAAUUAUUAAAAGAUUUGUAAUAGACAGUAUUGGUGUUAAAUUGUGUCUCAUGGACUUUUUGAACUGUAACCAUAGUCAAAUGUUUAAUCCUUUUAUCAAAUAAUUGCAAUAUGUUU
Messenger RNA from Salvelinus namaycush (lake trout), 7346 nucleotides. RefSeq names its product xin actin binding repeat containing 1 (gene xirp1). Gene Ontology annotation, cellular component: stress fiber; focal adhesion. Gene Ontology annotation, biological process: actin cytoskeleton organization; actin filament organization. The coding region runs from base 1 to 7092 and encodes 2363 amino acids. The record is from RefSeq and is a predicted model, not a curated record. Lineage: Eukaryota; Metazoa; Chordata; Actinopteri; Salmoniformes; Salmonidae. The transcript is spliced from 3 exons. Gene Ontology annotation, molecular function: actin filament binding.